UGGCAGUGUUUACAUGUGUAGGAUAUUUUGGAGGCUGCCCCGAUGCCGCGAAGGGGGCCUCUUUAUUCGUGUCGUUCUUGAGAGUGAACAGUGCCUAGAGUUGGCUUGCGAUCAGACACAUCGUGGAUUCGGGGUGUGGGGCCAGUUUACUCAAGAGAGAACCACUUACCGGGACUCAUGUCUUGGAGAGCGUGAGUGGGGAAUGAGCUCUCUCUCUCUCUGACCAGUGAUGGCGGGGCUUUAUUGCUGCCUUCGAGGCAGUUCGAGAGACCAUAUCAUGGCCACAGCAUUGCCGAACACGAGACAGACAUCAGAGAUGGAAGAAUUGAAUGAUGAAUAUUCAGGUAAGAAGAAAUCAAAGUUUAAAACUUUCAAAAACUUUUUCGCCAAGAAGAAAAGGAAAGUGACAGCAGCACCCAAAGGAGAAACCAACCUGAAGCCAAGCCAGUCAAGCACGGACGUCAGCACGGCUGAACCUUCUGAAGCACAGCCGGACUCUGAGACAGGCUCCCAAAGUAAUAUCGGAAGCAGAGCUUUCUCUCAUGACAGUAUUUUCAUCCCUGAACUAUCCAUCUCGGAGUCAGUGUCAGUUCGAGGAGCGUCCCAGGAAAAUGUGGCUGGCAGGGUGAAAGCUUUACAGCUACAAUUUGAACAGAACAUCCGACUGUCUUCCCCCGGCGUGUUGAUCCCUUCCGUAAAGAACGAGGAUGCGGGCACCAUGUCCGAGGACGAUGGGCUGCCCAGGAGCCCUCCAGAAAUGUCUUCUCUUCACGCAGUCCUGAGGUGUUCAACGCCAAAGUGUGCUGUCCUUGCUGAGCGGCACAAUUCUUUAAGUUUAGGUGGAACUGAGAGUGAAGAUGAAGAACUGAUAUCCUUGAUGCCUUCUUCCAGACCCCUCUCUCCACUGGUUCUCAUGACGACCAGCUGUGACUCACUUCCUGUUGACUUCAGCUCUCCAGCUAGUUCACACAUUUGUCUGAACAACACCGCAGCUAAGCACAAGAUCGCUGUUAACCCUCGUAGACAGAAGACCUAUGGCAAGCAGAUGAAGUCGAUGAUUAAAGAAAAAUCUGGUGGUUCGGAAGAUAAAGGGAAAGAUGAAAGGAAUCAGUUUGGAGCUACUGUAAGUCAGCUAGCAAAUGAAUGUCAACAGGAAAAUGAUCCAUUGGUGGAUGGUGACAUUGAUGUUCAUUUUAAUAAAAUGCCUUGUCCAAAGAUUCCUGAAGCGAAUAAUGAGGAAUGUGCAGAAAAAGUUCCAGACGUUUCCAGAGCACUUGCCACCUCUGUUCGUCGCACUGCAGAGCCUGAAGAUGCAUCCGAUGGUGAAUUCACCAAUCUGAGUACAGAUACAUCGCCGACCACUACAAAUCAAGAGGUACUUCCUUCAGAACCAGUCUUUCUUUCUGAGGGUGUGCCUGACACUGAGGAGAAUCCUAUUGCUGGGCAGUUGGGACAAGAAACUGUUCCGGGUCAUGAAGAGGAUUCCAAGUUAUCUUCAACAAAAACCGUCACUGACGUAAAGACAAAUGAUGCGUUGCCCUCUGAUACCACACCAGAGGCUGUCGCUGAUUCACUGGACUGUCUUGAGAAUAGAGUUCAGGAGGCAGAGAAAUCCACGACUGGUGAAGAUCUCUUGUUGGGGGACGUUGAGGGAGAUUUGGUUUCCCCAAGUGCAGUCACAACUCCAUCUUUGAAAUGCAACCUGGCUGCCCAGCUUCAGGAAGAAGGACAAGGGGAAACAAUUUUAAAUGUAUUGAGUGCACCAGAACAUAGUUUGAUAUCUGAACAAGCAAAGGGAGUGACACCUAAUGAGAAGUUGGGUUCAUGUAAAGGGUACCAGGAAGGUGUGGAAAGUAGCCUGACAGAUCAGUCAGUCAUGGAAGGGACAGAUGUUGAGAGCUUAUUGAAUCACAGACCGGAACAUGUUCCAAAGCCAUGCAAUGAUUUGACAGACAGUGUUGGCAUUCUAUCUGAAGAUUUAGUAAAGCAAUCUGAGCGAUCUACUUCAGAAUUCACCCACAGUCAGGCACAGCCUGAGCUUUCAGUUGCAGAUGAGCUGUCACAGGAACAUCUCAAGCCUAGUAAUCAAGGCUCUAUCAAGUUCUCAAUCGCAUCUGCUUGGCAGAGAUCCAUAAUGGAUACCAGGAGAAGGAAUGUGGAUGGGAAUCUUCAGACAGUGCCAAAAUCGGGGUGUUGUGAAGAUAGAUCAGAAGACAGUGCCAAACAAGAAUCAACUGGUCAACAGAUUCUUAAUCUGCCAUUGGAAGUGAAAGCUGAUGAAAAAGAACAAGCAUCUAUGGGCAACAAUCUCCAAGAUAUAGAACGACAAGCAGAAACUGAACAGGAUACCAAGGGAAGUCCAUUUGGUGUCAGGCUGAGAAGAACUUCACCUCUUUACAAAUAUUCGACAGAAGGUAGCGUUGAACAUGCGGCAGAGAGAAAAGACCCCGCAGGAGAGACAUUGCAGUUAGCAACACAAACCCCAGCACUCCAGAAAGGAGAUAGCACCACAGGUGGGCAAGCAGGGGCUUCUUUGUCAACUGGGACUGAAAAAGACAUUGGUAAAAAUGCAGCCAAAUCACUGCCAGAGGAUCUGAGGGCUCAGUGUCCAAUGCCUGGGAUACGUGAUUCACUGGAGACCUUGACAGAAACUGCUAUGCAAGAAAAGCGUCAUGUUUCUCGAGGAAGUAAUGAGAGAAAGAAUAGUGAAACCUACCUGGAAUUCGGUAAAACAUCAGAGAGGAACUCUACUCCAGCCAAACCCGAACCAGCAGACAGUCCAAGAGUCAACUCUUCAGAGCCAGCCUGGGUCUCUUUAGCAAGACAGAAACAGAAAGGCUUUCAAGACCAGUAUGCAGGAAUGCAGGAAAAAGCCCGGCUUCUGGGGGAACAAUCCCUGAUUCAAACAGACACUGAAACGGAAGUGACAAAGCACCUCAUGAAAAAGAUUGCAGAUAAGGAGCCUCCCUCUGGCAUACAGAGCAAGGAAAUGAAAACAAAUGUGAAGGAGGACUACCUAUCCAGAAUAACCACUCAAGGUUCACACCCACCACCAAAGACACAAGCCUGUGGAAUGGGAAUGAGGGAGAAGCGGCCAAUGCCCAACACAAAGCUUGCCCCACUGGCUACAGUAGAGCCUCCAUGGCUGGCCAUUGCCAAGAAGAAGGCCAAGGCUUGGAGCGACAUGCCACAGACUGUUCAAUAAGAUCUGCUUCGAAAUAGGACUGCAAGACAAUAUUGUUCCUCAACUCGCCUCAGAGAUCCAUAGUGACCAGUUUGGUUGUUUAUACUGAGAUUGCUGGGGAAUAAAGUCCAGCCAGGAAGAAAUUAAAGGAUACAAGAGGGUAGAAAGAUAUGUUGGGUAAUGUUACAAAGCAGGAACCUCUUAUGGACCGAUCAUUAUAUCAUACUCCCCUGUAUGGUAGCAGACCCCUAUUUACAGGAAUACGAGUUACAGGAAGAGGCAAAAACCAAAAGACACAAGUUCAAAUCCCACCACGAAUGGAGGGGAACUUUAGUAAAUGAUUCAUUGCAUAGAUUCUCAACUUCGAGUGGUGGACGUGAAAGCAUUCAAUUGUUGUGAAAUCCCAGUGCUGAUGGCCUUUGAGGUGGCCUGAUCUGCUUGUCAAAUAUUUACGCCUCUAGACCCACUGCAGGAUGUGGGAUCUAAGGAUGGCAUUCUGAAAUGAAAGUGAUGUCAAGGGUAAAUAGGGAUGUGCAAUAAUGUGCUGUCCUUGUAACUAUAUAAAUUAAUAAAUAAGGUGUUCAGGGCUGUUAGUAUCAAUAGAACUAAGUUUUGGCAGGAUAUUGAACAGGUGGCUCAUUUCAAUUCCAAAGUGUGUUUUUUCUGUUCUGUGUUUUAUAUGUACUUGCAAUGAUCUGUUUUAAAUACCUUAAUGCCUCUGCUAAAGUAACAGCAGGGAAAUGAAAUAUUUACUAAUAUCGCCAACAAUAGUGUCUUCGCUAAUAACUUUCGUUGUCAGUUUUUAUAUCUAAGCAGUUUCUAGCUUUGAAGUUAGUUUAAACUUCUCUGUUCAAGUGAUUUAAAGGUAAUUUAUUGGAACGGCUGGGUAACACCACAAUAAAUGUUCAACAGUAAACUCAAUUUGCUUCUGGAAUGAAUAUCAGAAGAAAAUAACGCAUUUCCAAUCACACAAGCAGCUAAUGUUACUUGAAUAAGGUUCAAUCUAUCUUUAGCUGAAACCCAGCUAAACUAUUUUUAGUUGGAACCCAAAGCGUAGAACAGUACAGCACAGGAACAGGCCCUUCAGCCCACAAUGCUGUGCCAAGAUAAUUAAAUAGCUAUUUAAACUAAUCCCCUCUGACUGCACAAUGUCUAUAUCCCACUCUGCACAUUCACAAGAAUCUCUGAUGUAUUUACCUACUGGCAGAAUAUUCCGGGCACCCACCACUCUCUCACCUUGCACAUCUCCUUCCAGCUUACCUUAACUGCAUGCCCUCUAGUAUUAGACAACUUGACAUAAGGGUAAUCUGUUAACUACUCUAUCUCUGACUCUCGUAACCUUAUAAACCUCUAUCAGGCCUCCGCCCAUCUUCUGCUACUCAAGAGAAAAGAACCCAAGUUUGGCCAACCUCUCCCACAGCACAUGCUCUCUAAUCCAGGCAGUGUGCAGGUAAACAUCUUCUGCACCUCUCCAAAACCUCAGCAUCCUUCCUUUAAUGGGGUGACCGGAAUUGAAUGCAAUAAUCCUAGCCAGAUUUUAUAAAGCUGCCACAUAACUUCAUGAAAUUUAAACUCAGUGUCUCCACUACUAAAGGCAAGCAUAUGCCAUAUGGCUUUCUUGCUACAUUGUACUUGAUUGGCCAUUUCUGGGGAGCUAUGGACCUAGACCCAAGUUUGCUCUGUACAUUAAGACCACAAGACAUAGGAGCAGAAAUAAGCCGUUCACCCCUUUGAGUCUGCUCUGCCAUUAGAACAGGGUUGAUAUAUUAUCCUUCCCAAUCCCAUUCGCCUGCCUUCUCCUUUAAACCUUUAACCCCUAGAACUUAAUAAUCUUGGCUUUAAAUGUAGGUUUAAUGCAAUGGACAGAUCCUUCACCUCAACAACCUAUGUCUAUCCUAAGGCAAUACUGAUGAAAAGAAAACUCCCUCUUUUCAAUAACUGUAUUUCAUUUGGCCCUUGUUUCACAGCACUGGUGAACUGGUGGGCGGAACUUGAAUGGAUACACAUUGGCGGG
This is a messenger RNA of Hypanus sabinus (Atlantic stingray), 5198 nucleotides long. RefSeq lists its product as uncharacterized. Lineage: Eukaryota; Metazoa; Chordata; Chondrichthyes; Myliobatiformes; Dasyatidae. The coding region runs from base 230 to 3205 and encodes 991 amino acids. The record is from RefSeq and is a predicted model, not a curated record. The transcript has 12 exons.